GAGGAGAGGGAAGCGCUCGCGGUGCUCCCUGUCUUCCCCCUUCCCGCAGCUCUGUAAGCGACACCGGCCUCAUUAAUUAAUUAAUUAACGGCGUCCAGCGCCGGCUCCCGCUCGGAAAAGGCGCCUGGAAAAGCAGGGCCGGGACCGCUCCCCAGGGCUGCGUUAUCCACAAAAUCCCGGGCUCGACAGGAGCUGGAAAAAUCCMGGGAAGGGAAGAUGGCGUGGGAUCCACCCUGGAAUCCUCCUCUCUCCUGCCUGGGGUUUUCCUGCCUCAUCCUGGCCCGCUCCAGAGGCUCCCUGGCGCAGUUGAUCGAGGCCACCACGGCGCCUCCGAAGAAGAAGCCGGAUCCGGUGACAUCGGAGACCGUGGUGAUCUGGGGGCUGCGGCUCUGGCAGGUGGUCGGGAUCUUCGCCCUCUUCGUCCUGUCCAUCAUUAUCACACUGUGCUGCAUCUUCAAGUGCCGGAUUCCGCGGACGCGGAAGGAGAUCGAGGCGCGCUACGCCCAGCGCAAGGCGGCCAAGAACUACGCGGACAAACUGGAUGGGGUGCCCCCRCUCAAUGAGCUCACUGAGAUCCCUGGAGCUCAGCCUGUGGAAACAAAAAAAGAGGAAGAAGUUGCCACGGUAUCCGGAAAAGUGGACAAGGCUCAGGGGAAGAAGGAUGGAUCCAAAGACUCCAAGAAGAAGGAUGGGGAAAAGGAGAAGGAAGAAUCCAAAAAGGAAGGGAAGGAUGGAAAAAAGAAGGAAGGAGAAAAGGGGGAAAAAGGAGAAAAAGGUGGAAAAGAAGAAAAAGAAGGGAAAGGAGAAAAGGGGGGCAAAGGAGAAAAAGGAGGAAAAGAAGAAAAAGAAGGAAAAGGAGAAAAGGGGGAAAAGGGAAAGGAUUCAGGUGACAAGAAACAGGGAGCUGGGAAAAAGGGGGAAAAAGAAGGCGAAGCUGGAAAAUCAGGUGGCAAAGCUGAUGGAAAAGCUGGKGGGAAUUCCAAAGCUCCGGCAAAGAAGAAGUGACCUCCCUGAAGGACAGGGCUGGAACUUUUUGGGAAAAGCUCUGGCAAAUGGCUGUGGGGGGAGCAGGCAGGACGUGCUUUCCCAGAUAUUCCAGCUGUGGAGUGCUGCCAGAUGCAUGGAUUUAUUCCCGUUUGGAGAUCAAUCCACCGGGAUGUGGCUCUCCAAAGGAAAACUUGGACAUUUGGCUGGAUAAUAAACAAAAAUAUCCAGUGGGAACAGGRACAGAAGCAAACUGGAGCCUGGGAUGGGAGUCAGGGCUUUGGAUAAACAUGGGAAUGCACAGGGGUUAGGAUCCACAGGAGAAUGGGAUCCAUCCCAGGUUUGUUCUUCCUGAGGACCUGGAGAAAUUGGAAGAAAGAUUCCUUGGCACCUCCCCACUGCAAUCUGCAGCUGGGGAAUUUUAGAGAUUAUGUAAAUCCUGGAAAAAUCCCAAAGGAUGGAGCUCUCCAGGUUGUAGCUCCCGUGGAUUCCAGGAGGUUGUUUGGACACAYGGGAAGUUUCCCUUCCUUUUCAGGUGCCUCUUUUCCCUGGAUUGCUGCAGGUAACAUGAGGAAUUCCAUCUCUUCCAGGAGAUUUAUCCACCUGUUUCCCUAUUUUUUGCUGAGGAAAGCCAGUUCUGAAACCAGGAAUUYUGCUGCACUUCCAUGUGGCUGUAAUUCCCUCCCUUCCUGGGAAUUCCUGCCAAGAGGUUUUCUCAGGAAAAGCAUUUUUCCAGGUUGUUUUUGUAAAUAUUCCAGCAAUUUAUGCCUUAACAUUUCCAGCCAUGGGGGAUUUGGCUCCAAAGCUAUAGCAUGGAAAUCCUUGGGAUGACAAAAGCUUGGGAUAUCCACUGGCAUGGAAUUGUCUGCUCCAUAAGGUGAAUUCCAGGCCUUUAUUACUAAAUCUCAGGAAUGGGAUUUAAUUUAUAUUUAAUUGAUUUUAUUCCAGCUGUUAUAUCUUCCUGCUGUUUUUCCAACAUGGAUUUAUCACUGCAAAGACAUUUCCCACUUUUCCCAUGAA
Molecule: messenger RNA, 2004 nt
Organism: Malurus melanocephalus (red-backed fairy wren)
Lineage: Eukaryota; Metazoa; Chordata; Aves; Passeriformes; Maluridae
Gene: TMIE
Product: transmembrane inner ear
Exons: 4
Coding region: 217-1005 (262 amino acids)
Source: RefSeq, a predicted model, not a curated record